AUGUUGAAUACCUGGUGUUCUCCAAAUAAAUUUAAGGAAACGGUUUGCAAUUUAAGUGAAGACAAAAAGGUUGCCGUACAAGAGAUUGGGUUUGGGUCCCUUUUAGACAUCGAGUGUACCAUUUUGAAGCGCAACCUGUGCUUAUGGUUGGUAGAACACUUUGACCCUAGAACAUCUCAUCUCACCCUUGAAUCUGGCGCUUGGAUCCAUGUUACGCCAAGUGACGUUGAAGAGAUACUUGGCCUACCCUCGGGAAGAGGAGAAGAUGUGCCAAAUUAUAUUGUACAAAGUGUGCAUUGGUUAGAAAAUGGCAUUUUUUUAAAGGACGGUGUAAUAGAAGUGCCAAACUUAGUGCAUCAAUUAGACGUUCUUCCUGUUGGGGAUGACUUCAAGAGGGCUUUUGUCCUUUUCGCUUGCGGAUCACUUCUAGCACCCAUAUCGAAAAAUGAGACAAGCAAAAGGUUAUUGGAAGCGGUUGACAAUGUGGAUGCUAUUAAAUCGUAUAAUUGGGGGAAGUUUGUUUUAGAUUGGUUGAAAAAAGGAAUUGCGUCCUAUAAAGGAAAGGAAGGAAGAGAAGGUUGUACAUACAUACAUGGAUGCUUGUUCUUUCUCAUGCUUUUCUACCUACACCGUGUGGAUGUCAAUGGACCAAAACCGAAGCCUGAGAUGUCAUGCGUACGUGGAUGGACCAACAAAUUAAUAGGCGAGAGGUUGAAUUUGGAGAAGCAUAAAUAUAAUGGUUUCGGCUUCGGUGAGGUAAAGUUUACAACUGAUACAUCUGAAGAUGCCGAUAAGGAGUUGGCAUAUGAAAUUAUUAAAGUUGUUAAGAAAUGGAAGCAACGGCACAAUGUAGGCCAAGGCAGGGGGUCGAGAUCCUCAGAACCCAGUUCAUCCACACGACAACCUAACCCAUCUUCGCAAUUGUUUGCACAACACAAUCCGAUUGAGGAGGAAGAUGAAUCCCACAUACCAGUGGAGGAGGAAUUCGAAACCUCCACAAGACAAGCAAACUCACCCUGGUAA
Messenger RNA from Cornus florida, 1023 nucleotides. RefSeq lists its product as uncharacterized. Bases 1 to 1023 code for a protein of 340 amino acids. Lineage: Eukaryota; Viridiplantae; Streptophyta; Magnoliopsida; Cornales; Cornaceae. The transcript has 3 exons. The record is from RefSeq and is a predicted model, not a curated record.